AUGGAGCUUUUAAAAUAUUUUCAAUAUAGCAUUCAACCUUCAACAAUGAAAACAGAUACACCUCCACAAUAUACAUUAAGACCAACACUGGGAUAUUUUGCUCCACAACAUCCUCCCCAACUUCCACCAAGACCUAAUGAUUCAUAUGCCCCACCACCAGAAAAGGGCUAUCCUCCUCCUCCUCCGCCUCGACAAUACCAACAACCACCACCUGAAAAGUCAUAUCCUCCUGUUCAACAAUAUCAACAACCACCUCCCCCACAGGAACAAUAUUAUUAUCCUCCAGACCAAUAUCAAUCACGAGACUUGAACUAUAAUCAAGUACAACAAUAUCAGGCUUCACCACCACUAUCAAAUUCCAAUGGAUGGGAAAUUAUGAUAGAUAAUAAAAUUUUAGAUGAUGAUUAUAAAAUCUUCAUUUCUAAAGACUCAUAUGAUAAGUAUUCAUCAUUUCUGAAAAAGAAUAAAAGUCGAGAAGUUAUUGAUCUUCAACAGCAAGGAUUUGGAGUACCUAUAUUUAAAGUUGAAGCAAUUUUAUUAAGUUUUCAUGAUAAAUUUUUAAAUUUUAAAAGAUAUUUACCCACUUCUUCACAUCCUUUUAAUCAUAAAAAAGAUUAUUAUGAUUUUUGUUUAGUUAAAAAAUUUAUUCAUAUGAAUUAUGAUUCUUAUGUUUUUGAAUUUAAACCUGAUCCAAAUAAUAGAAAUUUUGAUUUUAAAAUAGUUAUGUUUUCUCAUCAAAUAUUACCUAUAAAUGAUUAUUUAUAUAAAGGAGUUAAACAUAGAUGGAUAAAUGAUUCUUAUGAAGGUAGUAUUAAAAGAAUUUGGAAUUUGAGAUAUUCUUUCACUCAUACUAUAUUAAAUCCAAAUCAAAUUUCUUUAACUGAUAAUUGGGAUGGGAAAUCCAAUAAAUUAGAUAGAAAAUUAUUUAAAAAUCCUUAUCUUGGUGGUUUAUUAAAAAAAAUCUUUAAUUUGAAUUCAAGUUUUCCUAAACCUGAAUAUUAUGGUUAUUCAAAUGUUGAUACUUUAAGAGAAACUGAUGAUUUGAUGGGUUUUGGUCAUGCUGAUUUGAAUAUAAAUAAUUCUUCCCAAACUAAUUCAAAUAUCAGUCAUGAAUCAAUCUUCUCAUUAUCUGAAGAUGAAUUGGUAAGUAUUUGUAUUGCAACUACUUUAAAGAGACAACAAGAUCUUGAUAGAGAAGAAAGUGAUGACGAUGUUUAA
Messenger RNA from Candida tropicalis MYA-3404, 1218 nucleotides. RefSeq lists its product as uncharacterized. Bases 1 to 1218 code for a protein of 405 amino acids. The transcript has a single exon. The record is from RefSeq and is a predicted model, not a curated record. Lineage: Eukaryota; Fungi; Ascomycota; Pichiomycetes; Serinales; Debaryomycetaceae.